ACGAUGGAGAUGAGAGUAUAAAUGACCAUGAAGAUGGUGGCAUCAAGGAGAACUACAGGGAGCAGGACAUCUACCUUCCCAUCGCCAACGUGGCUCGCAUCAUGAAAAAUGCUGUUCCACAGACUGGAAAGAUUGCRAAAGAUGCCAAAGAGUGUGUGCAGGAGUGCGUGAGCGAGUUCAUCAGUUUCAUCACAUCUGAAGCCAGCGAGCGCUGCCACCAGGAGAAGAGGAAGACCAUCAACGGGGAGGACAUUUUGUUUGCCAUGUCCACGCUGGGCUUCGACAUGUACGUGGAUCCGCUCAAGCUCUACCUGCAGAAGUUCAGAGAGGCGAUGAAAGGUGAGAAGGGAAUGCCCGGAGUGGCAGUGGGGGAAAGUCUGAGCGAGGACCUCACAGACGACAGCUUCCCAACUCCACUUCAAGCGGGGCUUAUUACAGCAGAUGGUCAGCAGCAGAACGUCAUGGUGUACACCACCUCAUAUCAACAGAUUCCCACUGUACAGCAGAUCCAGUUUUCAUGACGAGGCCUUGCACCAAGGCCAAACACAGCAGCUUCACUUGGAGCUUACGCCCACAAGAUGACCUCUGACCCUGCCACCGGGUGAAGGAUACAAGGAGUGUAGGACUGAGGAAAGCAUCCAGAGAAACCCUCAUGUACAGGGAAAUCACUACCCGUUUAGUAAAAAGUGUAGUUUCUUGUUAUGAGGUACAAAAACGUUUUGGAAUAGUCAGCUGGGAAAUUUGGAGGYUUUAUUUUAAAGACUAGUCUUCUUGUGAUUUUUUGUAAUGGAGUUUUGUUCGUGCAUUAAUGUGUUAGCUUUUAUGUACUUUUCCUUUUUCAGAUUUGGGAAGAGGGUAGAGAGGAUAAACAGGCUGUUAGGUUGCUUUAAGCCUUCGUUUGGAGUGCUUCUUAAAUGAAGAGGAGCCACAUUGUUACCAUCAUGUUAAACCAUGCAGUUCUUUUGUAUGUUGACCCAGUUUAMCUUGUGCKUUAUUGUUACAAAAAUCAUUUAAAUAAAAACUCAGACAUGAUGUUGAAAA
This is a messenger RNA of Austrofundulus limnaeus, 1041 nucleotides long. RefSeq names its product nuclear transcription factor Y subunit beta. Gene Ontology annotation, cellular component: nucleus; CCAAT-binding factor complex. Lineage: Eukaryota; Metazoa; Chordata; Actinopteri; Cyprinodontiformes; Rivulidae. Gene Ontology annotation, biological process: regulation of transcription by RNA polymerase II. The record is from RefSeq and is a predicted model, not a curated record. Gene Ontology annotation, molecular function: DNA-binding transcription activator activity, RNA polymerase II-specific; RNA polymerase II cis-regulatory region sequence-specific DNA binding; protein heterodimerization activity.